Messenger RNA from Pocillopora verrucosa, 2290 nucleotides. The record is from RefSeq and is a predicted model, not a curated record. NCBI's taxonomy places the organism in Eukaryota, Metazoa, Cnidaria, Anthozoa, Scleractinia, Pocilloporidae.
GGUCCAUUUGGUAUGACAAGUAGCAGAAGUAACGCAAUCGGCCAAGAAUCGACAUCCCAUGAAAAGCUCCACGAUAUCGCACAAGGAACAAUGGAAACAGGUUCAGUUGGCUCACCGGAGAGUCCACUUAAAAAAAUUGAAGGAAUUUCCCCGGAUCAGCAAAGUCUGCUUUGUGCUGGUAAAGAACUAGAAGAUGGAAAUACUUUGAGUGACUACAUCUUUGUGAAAACGAUGACUGAAAAGAUUAUCACUUUGGAUGUGGAACCCUCAGACACCAUAGCAAAUGUGAAAACAAAAAUCCAAGACGAAGAAGGAAUCCCACCGGAUCAGCAGCGUCUUAUCUUUGCUGGUAAAGAACUAGAAGAUGGCUGUACUGUGAGUGAUUACAAUAUUACGAGAAGAUGUACUUUACACUUAGUUUUACGAAGUAGCAGUGGCAUGCAAAUCUUUGUUAAGACUCUUACAAGCAAUAUUCUCACUUUAGACGCGAAACCUUCAGAUUCGAUUAGGAAUGUAAAACUGAAAAUUCAGGACAAAGUGGGUAUUCCACCAAGCCAGCAACAUCUGAUCUUUAGGAGGCAAGAACUCAAAGACCACCAAACGUUAGAUAAAUACAGAGUUAUAGACAAAUCAACUGUGCAUUUGCGACUCGAGGACGAACUUGGAAGAAUCCUGAUCACGGUGGAGACUCCGACUGGAGAGAAGAUAUCUAUAAAUGCCUCGCCAAGUGAUGAUUUUGAGAGCCUGAAAAGAGAAAUCUGUGAUAUAACAGGGAUUCCAAUUAAUCAGCAACACCUUAGCUUUGUUGGCCAGAAAGUCUUCGACGACCACCUUCCUCUGAGUGAGUACGACAAUCAAGUUGAAUUAUCCUUGCGACUGGAUAUUGAAAAAAAGAAGAAGAAUAAAUUCCUAAUUCAUGUGAAGACACGAUCUGGAAAGAUGAAGAUCACAACAGAGGCUGUAUCGGCAGACACUAUCCAGGAUGUGAAAACAAAAAUAACAGAAGAGAUGGGAACACCGGCAAAUCAGCUACAACUCAUGUUUGACAACCAGAAACUUAAAGAUGAACAUCGCACUUUGAAAAGCUACAACAUCACCAGAGACUCCACGAUUGAACUAGUUAUCGGAAGAAAGCAUUUAGUCGAGAUGCACACUCACGUAUAGAAGCAGAACGGUAUUAAAAUCGUAAGAGGUGCAUCACCGGAGGAUAACAUUAGAAAUGUGAAAGAGAAAAUAUGAAAGACAUGACAAGAACACCGGCUAACGAGCAAGGAAUCAUUUUUUAUUACAAAAGACUCAAAGGUGACAACACCUGAGCAAUUUAGGACCAUUAAGGCGUAGAACGUGAAUCCACACUGACUGUGAUCACUGUAUCUCUGACACUGUUUCAUAUACUCUGUUGGUAACGACUGAUCCCUCCUCCGUUCAUCAGGCGGGAAAUAACGACUGACCCCUUAUCGCCGGUGUAAUGAAGUCAAUGAAAGGCUCUGCAAGAAUAAAUCAAAAUGAUAACGAACUUUUAUCUUUUGCCUUUCUUAGGGUGUCGCUGUGAAAAAGAAUUUCCUCAAAUUAGGAAGCGUUUGCAAGAGAUGUAGGAAUAUAACUUUCAAUAGCCUUUUUCUACAGAGAAAUUAAUGAUAACAUUUAUUUUCCAAUAUUCAUGCGUGAGUCUCAAGAUAUCGCGCGCUAACUAUGUAACAGUCGUUUUGUUAAAACACAUUUCUUUCGUGAAUUUGAUGCUAGUCUCUUUCGCAACCUUUCUACGGGAUGUCACGCCGUUCUCCCUCGCGUGACAUCUGAAGGAGACUUUGAAAGUCUUUAAUCAUAUACAAUGAAAUUAUUCUGUAUUUUUAACCACAAACUAUACUCAAUUUUAUCAGCAUCUUUUUAAGUACAAAUUUGAUGUUAGACGAGAUGAAGAUGAACAUUUUCCUUUAUAAACCUUUUUUUAUAACCCAUAAUUUUGAGAAACGCCAUUGAAACAUGACGUUUUCCCUAGCGUGACAACAAAUGUACUACCAAAGUAUAUAGCUUUAGAAACUUUUAGUGGUGGCAAUUUACAUUAUUAACUCAGCUGGUAAACAAAAGAUGAUGAAGGCACUAGACAGGAGUUUCGAAACAUUGUGUCUAUGAAUUGUAAUUUUUCGGUUACAUUUAUUAAAUCUUUAAACCAGACCAGCAUCAAACCGUGUCUGAUUGUUCACCUGGUUGCCUUGUGAACUUUAAUAUAGUUUGAUACUGUUUCCACUCAAAUGGGCGCCGUCUUCUAUCCUAGUUUCCUUUUUCCACA